Messenger RNA from Photinus pyralis (common eastern firefly), 2304 nucleotides. RefSeq lists its product as uncharacterized. The record is from RefSeq and is a predicted model, not a curated record. The coding region runs from base 1241 to 2248 and encodes 335 amino acids. Lineage: Eukaryota; Metazoa; Arthropoda; Insecta; Coleoptera; Lampyridae. The transcript has 2 exons.
GUUCUGUCCAAAAGCUUUUCUUUUAUGUCUAAAAAUAUGUGUGCCAAAUUUGCUUCCAAUCUAUUCAUCCGUUUAGCCGGACAUGAGACUACAGACGGACCGACAUCAUCGAGAUUUCGUUUGAUUCGGAUUGCGGGUGUUUCAAAACGUGUAUUUCCGUGAAAAAAGUAGGGGGGGGAGUUAUUUUUUACCUCAAGGCAAUACCUACCUCAUUUACUCACGCGCUGAUCACCAUAUUACAAACUACCGCUGGAAUGUAUGAUGCGUUUGUUUGCCAUAUACCUAUCUACGUCAACGCAACGUGCCGCAACUGUCGGAUUUCGUGUAAUGUUGGCUUUAGUUUCUUAUUGCCGAUGAUUAAUCUUUUAUGGCGGUUUGAUGUCUAUCGUGAUUUCUAGAAAAUUCGCUACAGUAUUUUCUUCAGCUUGUUUUUCCUCCUCCUGUUCAUUUAGACAGUAACAAUUUCAUAAAUGUUAAACAUUUAUGAAAGUGUUACUGUGAAAACAAGAAUUAUAUGGUUCUAAAAACUGCUUAAAAGCGUUCAUAACUUUUUUAUGUGAAAGUUGUUCGUGUUCUCUGCGAGUCACGCCGAUACAUUAUCUACUGUACAUGAUAAAAGCAAUAUGGUCGCAAUUAUUCGAGAAUAAUUUUGUAAUGGAUGUAUUAAUUUUGUUAGUUGUGAACUCCAUUUGCCAAUAAAUGCAUAUUAUUAUUAUUAAUAUUCUGGAGCAUCGACAACACCAGUAAAAAGCCAUCAGAUGACCGUGGAAACCUCUGAUCUGGCAUUGAAAAAGCCUUAUUGUUUAUUAUGUGUAUUUCAUACUUUUCCAUUUGACUGAUUCAAUUCAAUUUUCCAAUGGCUUUCCUUGCAUUCACUUAAGGCCCAAUUACAUUUGUCACUUUUGAUGAUCAUCUUGGAGGAAUCAUCCAAAGUGACAAGUAUAAAUUGCCUUUCAUUGUGAUUUCAUCCAAAGUGUACACUAAAGAUGAAAGACGACCAACUUUUGAUGAAAGAGUCGUUCAUCGAAGCGAUGAUUCAUCGAGAGUGAAUGCCCAGUGACAAAUGUAAACUGCCGACGCACGUUCACUUCACAAACACUAGUUGAUUGUUUUGGGUUUUGGUAUUCGCGUAGUUUUAAGUAGGUAGUUUUAUUUGAUUUAAAUUAUUGUAGGAGUUUUGUGCCGAGUUUUGUGCAUACCUAUUGUCGUGGCAAUCUCAUUCAGGUGGCAAGAUAAACACAUGGAACUAUUCCUAGAAAGUUAUCAGCGGUAUGAGUGCUUGUGGAAUAAUAAAUGCAGUGAUUACAGCAAAUCAAACGUACGGGAAAAAGCGUACUUAUCAAUGCUGGCCGAUUUAAAUUUGCCUGGAUUAACUGUACCCGACAUCAAGGCAAAAAUAAAAACUAUUAGAACACGUUAUGGGGCAGAACUUUGCAAGAUAAAAAAUUCAGAAAGAAGUGGAGCUAGUGCUGAUGACGUUUAUGAGCCCAGACUAUUCUGGUUUAAACUUGCAGACGUGUUUCUCCGCAGCAUAUGCACUCCAAAAGAAAGUUCAUCAAACUUGAAGGAGUUAGAAUCGACGAGAAAGGGCAUUUCUGGAAAAGCAACCGAUGAUAGCCAACAUUUGGAAGAACGUGAACAGCAAACUGGGCAAACGGCACACAUUCAGGACACUGAACAGCAAACUGAGCAAACAGCACACAUUCAAGACACUGAGGCAACAUCUCCAAAUACGAUUGCAACGUCUUCGGCGGUAAUUACGAAUACUCCAAAAAACACAAAGGGGCGUAAACGUUCCCUCAAUACUACUAUUUCGGGGGUUCAGGACGCAAUAAAACAAUUGAAGACACUAUCGGAAGAAAAUAAGGAGGAUCUGAACGAAUUCGACGUGUUUUGUGAGAGCCUUGCUAUACAGUUGAAAAAAAUGCCUUUAAAUAGGGCUCUUAUCUGUCAAGAACAUCUACAGAAAGUGAUGACGCAAGAACGACCCUUCCAACUCACAUCAAACCCUCAGUCUCACUCAUCCAUGUCACCUGCUGAUUAUCAACAGUCCAUACCAACUUCAGGCCGGUACUCUGCGAUGUCAUCAGGGCAAAGCAGCACACAUUCACGGCAGUCACAAAACCAUUACUACCAAUCUACCGAAAAAGAUGACGAUUAUGAAAGCACUCAAUAUACCAGUGAUGUUUUGUCCGAUGCCCUUUCUUCAGCGGGAUUAAUAGUUGGUGAUGAAUUAAUGCCUUUAUAAUAAAUUACGUUAUUUUAUAGAAAUAAAAAAUAUUUUCAAAAUAACUUAACUAUUUG